CGGAUACGAAAUACGGAAAAUGUUUCAAUAGAGAUGGCAAAACUUUCACGACGUGCCUCGUCGUCUGCAGCAACGCCAUCAACAGCAAAAACAGCAACAGACACUGCAACAGCCCCACCUCCUCCUCAUCCUAGUCAUGCCACAGGCUUGCCUCAACGCAUCACCCGCCGUGCCACCAGCAACCAUAACAACAACAACAACAGGCCCCGAGCGGCAGCACUCAUUGAUACCAGCGCCGAUGUCCUGCAAGAGACUCCAUCGCCAUCACCGACACCGCCGACGCACACCAACAGCAACAACAACACUGCCACACGAAAUGAAAGCACCGCUGCACCUGCACCCGCCCACAACACGGCCACGCCCUACAUGCCACUGCUGCCUCCGGGCGAGCGAAAUCUGACCGACGCCGAGAAUGCCGCUGAGCGAGCAAGGAUCCGGGAGGAGUUCUUCGCCACCUACGACGUGAUGACCGGCGUGAGGAUCGCGGCCACGCUGGGCGGUUUCUUUGGCCUAAUGGUGUUCCUCAUCGUGUGGAAGAGUCGGAGCAGCAGCAACGAGACCCUGAAAGUGCUGAAGGACCCCAAGAUGGCGGCAGUGGCCUCCUUGUGCAUGCAAGAGGAGGAGGAGCGCGAGAUCCAGGAGGCCAUUGUAGCCACGGGGAUGUCCAUAUACCCGGAUGAGUACGAUGCCAUGGUGUACCGCCGCCAGCGGAUGCUCUCCUUGGGCAAUGUGAGUGCCCCGCCAUUGCUGAACCGAGGCUAUCGUUGCGGAUCAGUGGGUGGCGUGGGUGCUGGUGUCCCAAUGGGCUAUAGCUAUCUCCUGGAGCCACCGCGACGCUUCUCCUACUCGGCCAUGUCCGCCGGCGGCGGUCCGCCCGGUCCCAUAGGACGUCGCAAGAGCGGCUCGGAAUCCUCGCGCAUCUUCAGCAACUAUCCCAUGGGCGGCAGUUUUGGCACCGACGACUACUUUGUCGAGACCGAGGACGAGCUGGAGCACGAGGAGUACAUGCAGAGGGAUGCUCGCGACGAGCCGGAACACCCACAUCAUCAGCGCACAGAUUCCACGCGCAGCAAGCAGGGUUUUCUGUCCGUACCCAUGGCGGGUCACGACUCACGUCGCAGCAGUGCCAUGACCUGCUGCAGCACGGACAGCUCUUACCUAGAGCGUCGCACCUCCGCCUAUACGCUGGGCAUGAGCAAUCUGCCGCCGACGCUGCAGAGGAAGCUAUCGACGGCAUCGCGCACAUCAAGUAUCGAGAACUGGGACUAUUACUACCCGGACAUCCAGGUGAUACAGCCCACGCCGAAGGCUUCGCCGUGUCCGUCGGAGCGCAGCAUUCACGAUCCCUCGACAUCGACGCCGCCGCGGAGCUCGUGCCUGAGUGCGCCCAGCGUUAAGCGAAAGCACAGCAUUGUCUCCUACGAUCCGGACAGUGCCCAGGCGGGACGUAAGCAGCAGAUUCAUUCGAUAAGUGCGGAUACCGUGGACGUGUAUCCCUACAACCAGACCGCGCUGGCGGACACUGUGGAACUGGGGCUGCCGCUGCCCAAGCCCAUUCAAUCGGCCCCGCCUACCAGCGCACAUCAGGCCUUCCACUUCUGUGACUCGCCCUCGGAAGAGCUCCGUUUGGGAGUGAGGCGAAAGUUGACUCUCGUGGAGCUUCAGCGGAACGAGAGCAACAACAACAGUUUCCCGUAUACGGCCAACGCAGCGGCACCUGCGAGCACGGGUGGGGAUGGGGGUACGGGUACGGGUACGGUGGCCACCUCCAGCAGCAUCAGCGUGGACAGUACUCCCGUGAGCUUGGACCGCCUGAAUGGUAGUCUCAGCCUUGGGACCAUUUCAGUCUCGGCCAAGGUGCCGCUGAAUGUCAAUGGAAAUCCCGAAAAAAGAGCGCCACUCGCCUCACUAAGUUCCUUUAAGAUUUCCUCGCUGGAGUGCCCCGACUCCGAGCUGCGCUCCCUCGAGGAGGACUCUGUGUUCGGGCUGGAGAGUCCCGCAGACACCGACGACGAUAUGCAGCAGUUGAGCAGCGACAGCGAGGAGCAGGCCGUGGCCAUGGCGGUCAUCGAAGCAGCUGCCGCAGCGGCAGCAAAAUCAGCAGCGGCACAGGGCCAGGGCACAUCGGUGCAGGCCAGUGGCGACCUUAAGCCCAAUCCCUUGCCCCAGGUCAUUGCUUUGAAGCGGAUGAGCCUAAGUGGCGUGGCUACGGCGGGUGGGGGAGGAACGGGCGCCCGGCCACGUCGACCGCUGCUCCAACGGCAUCGCACCAUCAGUACCGCUUCCAGCGAUCGUGUGUCUCUUAUUGGGCCACACAGUGGGCAGUCUUUGCCGCUGCAACAGUUCCAGGGCCAUGUUCUGCCAGUGACUGCCGAGGCGGUGCCUCUCGAGACACACUUUGGCGCCAUUGUAAGCCACAGUCCACCGCGCCGGGGCCCGCUGCUGCAGCAGUACAGUGAUCCGCAGAGCUUGCCCACGACGACGACAACCACAACGACCACCACCACGGAGGAUGACACUUGUUCCACACUCAACACGGAACUGGGACUCCUCGACGCAGUGGCCGGAGGUGGAGGAACCGGUGGCGGAGAGUCCAAUACCCACACACAGUACAGCAGUAUGAACACGGUGAUCAGCGUGGGUCGCUCCACUCCCAGUCCCGGCCAUAGUCCCAGUGCCAGCGCCAGCGCCACCACAAGUCCCCGGAUGGACAAUAACUAUGCGUGUUCCCAGGCCCGCGAGGCUCCGGCACUGCAACCAGCUCAACUGCCACUCAACUCUAGACUGGUGCACGAUCACGAUCCCUGCCCCUCCUCCAAGUCCGACUCGGUGAUAGCUACACGCCCACAGAGCAUUUGUGUGCCCUCCUCCCUCAAGGACCUGAUACUGCGAAAGGGCACUGCUACCGCGGGCAUCAGCAAAAGCGCCACGAACCUAAGCCUGCCCAGCAAUGAGGUGGGAGCCAGAGCCACCACCACUUCAACAACGACUGCGACGCCCGCCGUCAUGCUAGAGCUUCCCCUGAUCAGGCUGCCAAACGACGACGAGAACGAAAACGAGAACGACAACGAGGAUGUGGACGAUGAUAAUGUGGAGGCUGGCGAAGACAAACGCGAUCCCAGCCUGCCCGGCACUUCCAGAAAAUGGUCCAAGGAGACACUCUUCUAGCCCAGUUUGUUGCCGCUGCUAGUACGCAUGCAGUUCCGUGUGCCGGGCCAGUAUUUAAGAGCUUAGCAACCGACUUUUGUAUGCAUGGUGAUGGGCUGAUGGGCUGCAGUGAAAACCGCCAAGUCAAGAUUGAUUCUACUGAUUCAUUUUGUCUGUGAUAAUAUCGAGAAUCGGACUCUUAAAUGAUCAAGAAUGGGAUCCCUAACUAACGAUUUUUUCUUUUAAAUAGUUUUCUCAGUAUUCUCAAAGUUACUACUACUCAAUAUCUUUUAUUCUGUAAAUAUAUCCAUCCGUUAGCACAAGUUGAUCAUUAGCUGAUGAUAUUUUCUUCCGAAUAAUUUAGAAGAAUCCUUUUUAUAAUUCCUAAAUCCAAUCUUUUGUCCCUGAAGUAAUCAUGUCUUUGAUGAUGGAGAGGUUUUCACUAAGCGCAUGGUCUGGCAGCCAAUUUCCUGGGUUGCUCAAAACAGCCAUCAUGAAACGAGUAUUUAGGCAUAUUAAUAUUGGGAGGAUUAGAUUAAGCGCAUUUAGUCACAGUAUAAGUUAGUUUGGGUUACUCCGAGUCGGCACUGACUGACCGAUGAGUGUGUAUGCAGAUACCAGUAGCUAUAGUACACGCCUACUAUACCUAUAUGUAUAGCUAUUUCUUGAGGUUAGGAAGAAGGUUAAGAGCAGCAACAAUGUAUUCGUACUUAGAGACUGUUGUCUAUUAUUGUUAAUAGGAUUCUGUAAGUUAAGUAGUGAUACUCGGAUUUAUUUUCACACUAUCUAUAUCUACAGAAAGAGAUGAGAUGUGUACGAAUAUAUAUAUUUGUAUGCAGACAAAAGGAGUGGAGGUUAAAGUUUAUAUAUAUUUCUAUAGAUAUAUCGAUCGC
Drosophila persimilis is the source of this 4040-nucleotide messenger RNA. RefSeq lists its product as uncharacterized. The transcript has 4 exons. Bases 34 to 3168 code for a protein of 1044 amino acids. The record is from RefSeq and is a predicted model, not a curated record. Lineage: Eukaryota; Metazoa; Arthropoda; Insecta; Diptera; Drosophilidae.